AUUAUCACUGGGUAGUAGUAGUAGUAGUAUUUACACGUACACAUAUAUGUACUCACACAUACAAACACAAUAAGCACACAUGCACCACACACAUUCACACACACAUGCACACAGAUUCAGGCAUACUUACCAAUACAGGAGAAUAAAAUACACAAUAUCAAUGUAGAAAGGUUUAUAUUGCAACUGUGAAAAAUGAUAUCAGACAAUGCAGACUCACAAUAAUAUGAUAUAGAAGUUGUAAAAAUUCAUCCAUCUCAGACAGCGCUAAGGAAUUAUAGAUUAUUUCUAUUAUUAUUAUUAUUAUUCUGUAAUGAUUAAACUUCGUGUAGCAUUGCCUACAUUCAGUUGUAUUGAACAAUUCACUAUAGCUGUGUUGAAUUUCAAAGGACCAGCAAGAAGUAUCACUUAUGAUAGUUUAAUCAGUAAACUGUGCGAUUUUACAAAAACAAAAAAGGGGAAAUUUUAUGUUUCAUGGCAUGAUGGAACAGAAUACUGUACAAUAUCAACUUCAGAUAGUCUACGAGAAGCUAUUGUUACAAUGAUCUACGAUCGUGAGGAUAAAACACCCUUGUUAUUCGCUUCACCUGUAUUUCAGUUAACCGAAACUAAACUGCCUUCCUUCUAUGGUGGAUGUAGACCAGAAAAUCUACCGAAAGAUUUCAGAGAUCGUGCCGCUAAAGCAGAAUUCUCUAAAGAUACUGAUUAUACACAACCGGAAUUUCCUAUUGCUCUGCAAAUGAUAUGCAGUGUGUGCAAGACGAAAGAUUGGCAAGGUGAUCGAUAUACAUGUGUCAUCUGUCCACGAAUUGUAUUAUGCCCUACCUGCUUUAAAAAUAAUAAACACUCACAACAUCCUGUACUGAUUACUAGACGGAAUACUGAAUUCCCUUGUCAGGUAUUACAAGCAGUGAAAAUUUUAGCUUCUGAUGUCAACGUGGAGGAUUCCGAAGAUUCUGCUGUGGAAGAGGAAGAAGAAGAAGAUGGAGAAGGAGGUGAAGAAGUAGAAGUAGUAGAAGAAGAAGAAGAUAAUGACACUGAAGAACGGUGGAAUACAUCCACUUCGAGAACAUCAUCAUCAUCCGUUGUCACAGACGCCUCUGGCGAAGUCUAUAAAGUGUUGUUUACACUUCGUGAGAUGGGUUUUAAGCAAAGGAGUAGUGAAUUGACUGAAUUAAUUUUGAAAGAGCGCGGUAAUUUACAGACAAUAGUUGAAAAGUUAACAGAUUGAAAGCAGAAUCUCACAGAUAUCUACAAUGACACAAAAAAAAACAAUUUUCUUUUUCACUCCUUUUUUCAAAAAUCACUGUGUAUAUAUAAAACGUUCUGCAU
Molecule: messenger RNA, 1329 nt
Organism: Trichobilharzia szidati
Lineage: Eukaryota; Metazoa; Platyhelminthes; Trematoda; Strigeidida; Schistosomatidae
Source: the annotation of a GenBank genome assembly